Vanessa atalanta (red admiral) is the source of this 2579-nucleotide messenger RNA. RefSeq names its product fasciclin-3 (gene Fas3). The transcript is spliced from 11 exons. The record is from RefSeq and is a predicted model, not a curated record. Gene Ontology annotation, cellular component: cell-cell junction. Gene Ontology annotation, molecular function: cell adhesion molecule binding. Gene Ontology annotation, biological process: cell-cell adhesion. Lineage: Eukaryota; Metazoa; Arthropoda; Insecta; Lepidoptera; Nymphalidae. Bases 376 to 1656 code for a protein of 426 amino acids.
CCGUAGGGUGAGUGUGCGUUGCUUCUGUCCGGAAUUCGAGACUACUUUUACGUGACCGUUUAGAACCGGUUUUGAAAGUGCUCUGAGGUGUGGCGUAGGCGGUCAGUGCCGCGUUCAACCGUAAAAUACUCUUUUCAAAAGUUCAAAAUCAACUUUGUGUUAAUAAAAAAGUGCAUUUGUGACUCACGACGAUUGUUCGACCUUAUCUUGAGUGAAAGAGACGACGACAGCGGCGAACACGUGCGCGAGUGAGACAGAAGAGUCCAGUUUAAACCUGUUUGGAUUUUUUUAAACCAAAAAGGAUAAAAAGUGACCGCUUUCGUGUCUAGUUAUGCGAGUGUGUGAGUGUCUGUGAGAGGAUUUGUAUAGAACAAGAUGGCUGUCCUUCCCGCUCUUUUUGGACUUCUCCUCGCAACUGUCGUCACAGGUCAAAAUGUAGACAUCUCGCCUAAGGAGGCCGUGCGCCGCGCUGGAGACGACCUGAUGGUGCUCUGCAAAGUUCCCUACCCAAUUGACUCUUGUCGAAUGACAGUCGGCGGUAAAUCAUACAGACUCAUUCCGAGCAAUCAGGAUGAAGAAGUCGUUUAUUCGGGUCAAGGAUUACAGUACGGCGAAUGCGGAGCUCACAUAAAACAUAUACGGGAAGAGUGGAACGGGAACAUAUCUUGUAUGUUACCUCCCAAGAGCGGCAGCAUUGAAGUCACCGGCGCCAUGAGAUUGCUUGUUGCAAGAGCCCCAGGAAACCCCCAACUAAUCUCCCCACCACAGUCCACUUUCAAAGAGGGUGACGACUUCAUGGCACAAUGCAUAGUUCCUGAUGGCAGACCAGCAGCCAAGAUUACUUGGUAUUUGGAUGAGGUCCAACUCCUAGCCGGAGUACACCAGCCCAUCAUAACAUCGGAGCCCGGCAGUGACUUACAAACGAUCAGCCAAAAUGUCUCCAGGUCCCUGACUGCGGACGACAAUGGCAAGAAACUGGUUUGUCGAGCUGAACACGAGGCUCUGGACGGUCCCAAGGAAGCCGCGAGACAGCUAGUGGUUCACUACCCGCCCAAGCGGCUGGAGGCGGGCCCGAUCACCAUCUUCGGGCUGAAGCUGGGCGCCGAGGGCCGCCUCAACGUGUCGCUGCGCGCCAACCCGCCGCCCGCCGCCGAGUGGACGCUGGGCGACGCCGUGCUGGCGCCGCCCGCCGCCGACGCCGAGCGCUCCGCCGUCGCGCUGGAGCCGCUGCACCUGGGCGGCGGCUACUACAACAUCACGCUGGUGCUCACGCGGGUGGCCAAGGAGGACGUCGACCGCACCUACUACCUCCGGGUCACCAACGACCUGGGUCGGGAGGAGUUCGCGCUGAGGCUCAGCACCAUGGACGAGCCGGCCGGUGUAGAACUGGACACGGGGGCAAUAGUUGGCAUAGUGAUAGCCGUGCUGCUGCUCCUCAUUGCCAUCUUCCUCGUCGUGUUCGCGAAGGCGACCGACCGCUGGUGUUUCGCAGGGCGGUCCCACCGCACCGACAUCCCAGACGGAGCUGAUUCCGAAGCCCCCCUCCCCCCUCACGAUGACGUCAAAGGAUCUGAGAACCCCUCCCAUGAUCACGGCGACUACAUCAGCAACGGUGACACUAAACACCCCGAGAAGAAACCGGACACGGCUGUCUAAAUCGUAAGUGUAAGCUGUCACUCGAAUCGACUAGUUCAACUUAUGUAAAUUCAUUUACAUAAUUCAGAAUUUUUAUGUAAAUUGUUUUAUGUAAUGUCAUUACUUAGUCAAUUGUUAUAUUUACGCAGCUGAUAUUGACAUUAUGUAAUUCAAAAUGAACUAUGUAAAGAUUUAUGUAAUUUUUAAAAUAAUUAAAAUAUUCUUCUAAUAGUUAAUCAUUUCUAAUGUUUUACAAGAAUAAAUGAAGCUUUCUAUUAAAUUUCAUAUACACGUAGUUCAAUUAAUUAUAUUACAUGUUAUGUAAAUGAUAUAAUUACAUAUAUUAUAAUGAAUUUAGAAGUGGAUUUUAAUAUUAUUCCUCAUUUUUUUUAAGACAAGAGUGACAGCUUUACUGCAUCGUAACUGAAAGCUUCUCCGUUAAAUAAAAAUGUUAUUUGAAAAUAAAAUUUAAUCGCAACGACGAAUUUUUUCAAUUUUAAAUAAUGUACACGUCUGUAGACUGUUAUAUACUGCCUCCUUUAUAUACUAUAUAAGCGUAAAAUUAUUGUCUAUAGUCUGAACCAAUCGAAGGCGUAAAGAUAAAUUAAAUUUUGAUUUACGUACACCAGACGAUUCGCUCAUAGCUCUGAUAUAUGCGAUACAAACAGUUCUUGAACAUAUAUUUAUUUAUUCAACACUGGUCCACUUAACUACUUAUAUCUACGAUAAUUUUUCGGAAAUCCAUAAUGAAUAUCGUACAUUCAAGAUUCAAGAAUUCGACCAAUGAUAUCGCGUCAUUUCAAGGUCAAACUUGUUUAUUUGUCUUUACGCCUUCUGUGAUUGGCGCAGGCUAUAUAACUGUUAACAAAUUGAUUUAAAUAUAUCAUAACCCGAUUGCGGUAAACAUAACUAAGACAUUGGAAUUAAAAUUAAAAAAAUAAAUU